Molecule: messenger RNA, 2654 nt
Organism: Chlamydomonas reinhardtii
Lineage: Eukaryota; Viridiplantae; Chlorophyta; Chlorophyceae; Chlamydomonadales; Chlamydomonadaceae
Exons: 11
Coding region: 163-1644 (493 amino acids)
Biological process (GO): tRNA methylation; rRNA base methylation
Molecular function (GO): RNA methyltransferase activity; iron-sulfur cluster binding
Source: RefSeq, a predicted model, not a curated record
UUUACCGUACACAUUGCCUUCAGUUGAGCCUUGGUAGCGUUGAGCCUUGGUAGCGUAGCUGUAAUAAGACUUGGCCGGCGGACCUUCGCAAGCCGUGUUGACACUCAAUUGGUGCGAGCAUCCCGCCUCGCUUUUUAUAUCUAUUGUUUGAAUCUGUAACGAAUGCGCGUCCUGCGAGUGCCGGCCUCGCGCGAGGGACGGUCCCAGGCCGGCUUCCGCGCUUCAAGCAUAUGUGCACGCGGGGCGCGGGCGACGAAGCUCGCUCGCCACGUGGCGCCCGCUGCAGCGGUGGUAGCGGACACUGACGACGCACCCAGCACCAGUGCCCCGAGCGCCCCACGCCCCGCUGGUGCUGCGGCUCUUGCUGCGGCAUCAGCGGCCAUGCUGGGCUCGCUCCCAGUGCCGCUAUCGUUUGAGCACCGGGCGGGUGUGCGGGAUGCGGCGGGGCGGGUCAUGCUGAAGAACCUGCCGCUACCGGAGCUGGAGGAGUGGUGCGCUAGCGUGGGUGAGCCGCCCAAGCGAGCCAAGCAGCUGUACCGGUGGCUGUACGGCAACCGCAAGUGGAUUCGGAACCUUGACCAGGCGGACUCGGACGCGUCCGCAUUCAGCGGCGCAUUCAAAGCCAAGGUGGCCUCCGGCGCCAGUCUGGCGGGCGGGCUGCAGCUGCAGUCGGUGCACACGGCGCGCGAUGGCACACGCAAACUCGUGUUCGCACUGGUGGGCGACUGGGAGGGCGGCGACGGCCCGGCGGGCUCGGCGCGCGGCACGGUGGAGACGGUGCUCAUCCCCAUGACCAACCGGCAGGGGCAGAACCUGAGGUACACGGCCUGCCUCAGCACGCAGGUGGGCUGCGCCAUGAACUGCCAGUUCUGCUACACGGGGCGCAUGGGGCUGCUGGGCAACCUGUCCACGGCGCAGAUCGUGGAGCAGGUGGUGGAGGCACGGCGCUAUCUGGCAGAGCAGGAGGUGCAGAUACCCAUCGCGAACAUUGUGUUCAUGGGAAUGGGCGAGCCGCUGCACAACUACGACGCCGUCAUGUCCGCCAUCGAGAUCCUGGCUACCGGUCUGGAGCUCAGCCGCAACAAGAUCAUUGUGAGCACUGUGGGCCUGGUGCCGGAGAUGCGCCGCUUCAUCGCCUCGGGCCGAGCCAAGCUGGCCGUGAGCCUGCACGCCACCACAGACGAGGUCCGCGACUGGAUCGUGCCCACCAACCGGCGCUACCCACUGGACCAGCUACUGGGGGCGCUGCGGGAGGCCUUCCCCUACGGCAAGCGCAAGGGUGACGACUUUGUGGUGAUCGAGUAUGUGCUGCUGGCGGGUGUGAACGACACGCUGGCGGAUGCGGAGCGGCUGCUGGCGCUGACCUCCGACAUCUACUGCCUGGUCAAUCUCAUCGUGUUUAACCCGCACGACGGCACGCAGUUCAAGCGGUCCUCGGACGACGACGUGCGCGCCUUCCGCGCCGUGUUCCUGGCCGCCGGCCGGCCCUGCACCGUGCGCGCCAGCAAGGGCGACGACGAGAUGGCGGCGUGCGGCCAGCUGGGAGACGUCAACCUGUCGCCACGGCCGGCGCCCAUGCUGCGGCCGCCGGAGGCGCUCGCAGCGCGGCUGGCGGCGGGGGCGGGGGCGGCGUUGCAGGCGUGAGGGCGGAAAGAGCAGGCUGUAGGGAUGUAGGGAUGCGGCUGCCAUGAGCGUGAAGCCAGGGCAGAGCGAGGCUGGGGAAGGCUGCUCGUGGAUGUGGCUACCGUCAGCGCCUGGUGCGGUGGUGAGCGGCAACAGCAGGGUGGCAACAGCAGCCAAGCGCGUUCAUGUUUUAAAGCACCUUUGGUAACAUGAUGGCAUAGGACUCUGGUGAGGCCGUGGGAGUCUGUCAUAUUGGAACGGCGGCCCGGCGGUGUUGCGGCAACAUCUCGAGGCAGCUCGGCUCGUGGCCAAAUCACGGCCCUUGCACGUGAUCCAAUGUGUUUCUGUGUGACCGCUGUGACUGUUGCCCUUGCACGUGAUCCAAUGUGUUUCUGUGUGACCACUGUGACUGUUGUCAUCAGCCUGCACACGUGCUGGGCCGUGGGUGCAUCGGGAAGGUCGGCACGUGCGUCGUAAGCCAGCAUGGUAGUCACAUGGGGGCGUAGACGAGGUGCGGGCACGCAGUUUUAGCAACGUCAUGCAACGUUAGCGCAGGAGUGUUUGCAGACCGAACGAGGGUAUUGGAGCACAAACGUGCAGUGGCAUGCUGGCAGUGGCGCACGCAGGCCUGGUGUUGUCAACCUGACGUCGCCUGACGUGUGCUGUUGUCCUUGCUGGUCUGUAGCAGAGAACAUGCGCCAUAGGUCCCCCUGCUCUGCACUAAUAGGUGCGACGGGGCAGGUAAGGGGCAAGUUGGCGUAGUGUGCAGCGUAUUCCCAGACCCCGGCCUUCAGUUUGCAACGUCAAGGCAAGGUGGUGCGGCUGGUAUAACGCCGAAGUUACUGUACCGGGACAUCGCUGACUUGCUGGAGGCUGGUAGCUUGCUGAGGCGCAUUCUUCUGCACUGAUAGGUACCGGCCUAGCGCAGGGUCAGCCAGUCAGGACAGAAAGUCCCCUCGGAGGAAGUCUGAUCGUAGUUGUUGUUGGUUACAAGGUGGUGUGCACGAGCAUGCGUGCCAUCCUGUCCCACG